Molecule: messenger RNA, 2025 nt
Organism: Macrobrachium nipponense
Lineage: Eukaryota; Metazoa; Arthropoda; Malacostraca; Decapoda; Palaemonidae
Product: trichohyalin-like
Exons: 3
Coding region: 1-2025 (674 amino acids)
Source: RefSeq, a predicted model, not a curated record
AUGGAAGAACCUGAGAUCCCUGAUCAAGAAGAGUCAGAUAUAGAAAAACAGAGCUUAGCAGAAGCUCUGGAAAAGAGUCAAGUUUACGGAAAUAAACUGGAACAUCUCUGGAAGCAAUCACAGGAGGAGAUUGUGCGGCUUCAGAACCAACUUGUGGACCAAGACAAGUUGCUGGAAAAGAGCGCACAGGGUCGAGGAGGACUGAAGAAAGAAAUCGAGAACGUCUACCUUGAAAAGGAACAUGUUCUGACUGAAAAGCGGCGCCUAGAAGGACAUUUGGAACUGGCUAUAGAUCGAGGAGAGAGGAUAGAGAACUUGAAUAAAGAACUGAAGGAGAAAACAGAGUCUCUAGAGAGCCAGUUAGAGGCGAAUGACGUCUUGCUAAAGAAAAGGGACGAAGAGGAGAGAGAAAAGCAAAAUCUCUUCCAACAGGCUUUGGUCGAAAAGGAAGGAGAACUGGAGAGCGCCAUAAAGAAAAAAACUGAGCUGGGCCUCAAAUUGAAACAAAUAGAAGCUUCCAAUCAAAAGCUUGCUUCAGAGAAAGAAUAUUUCGAGUGGCUGAUAGAAGGCUUAACAAGGAAUGCCCGAAAUUGUGAGCUAGAGAAGAAGCAGGCAGACGAGACCCAGAAAAACUUGAUACUAACGGACAAAGUUCAGUCGCUAGAAUUACUUUUGGGCCAAAAAGAAUCUCAGCUGGUUUCGGCAGCAGAAAUUCUAACUGCAGAAAGAGCGAAAACUGAGAUUAUGGCCGCAGAACUCAAAAAGAUGAAGAACUGGGUCUCAGAACUAGGAGGAGAGAAAGCAAAGUAUAAAGAACAGUUAGAGGAAAAAGAAGAUGAAUUGGCUUCAGUUAAGAAAGAGUUAGACAAUGGAAAGAUAACCACCCAAACUCUGGCUGAAGAAGCCCAGGUUAUGAAGAACUGGGUUGCCGAGUUAGGAGGAGAGAACGUCAGGCUUCAGGAAGAGGUUGACGAAAACCAACUAGAAAACUUACUAAACACAGAAAGAAAACUGAGAUGUGAAAUAGCAGAGAAACUAGGCGUCGCUCUCAAUCACGGGAAGGAACUGGAAAGCUUGCUGGAAGAGGCAGAAGAGAAGGCGAGAAAACUUGCAAAAGAUUUCGAGGAAGAGGUCCAGAAAAGGGAGGCACAAAAACUAGAUUUCUUGGGCAAAGAACAACAAAUCAAAGGAAAAAUGCUAACGUUGGAAAGCAUAUUGAAAAAUGCUGAAAAUCUUCUGAUGAAAGAGGAGAGGGAAAAUUUACACUUGCAGCAAAGGUUACAGGAAAAGGACAAAGAAGUAGAGACGCUGAGGAAAAAUGAGGAGGACCAUCGAGAACAAAUGAAGGAGAUGGAGGACAAACUGCAAAAUCUCUCCAAGGAGAGAAAAUGUCUGAUCGAAGCAGUCGAAAAACAGUCGAGGGAAUGCCACCUUUUAAUUGCAGAGAAGGAGAGAGAGAAGAGUGAAAUUAGACUGUAUUAUCAGGAGAGAUUGGAUCAGAAGGACAGCGAAAUGAAGAAGCUGCAGGAAGAAUGUGAUAAAUUGAAAGAAAAUUGGAGGAUACAGGAAGAAAAUAUGAUCAGGGAACACCAACGUCUCAUGGAGCGUCAAAGAAGACAGGAAGAGGCUCUGAGGGAUCAAGAUAAAUACAUGUUAAUGACGCUUCUCCAUGGCACAGCUCAGAGGAACUUCCAUCUGCAACACAUUGCACUGCAGCAUGGAAUUGAACAGGAGCGGCAAGAUGGAGGGCAAGCAGAAGACCUGUGGAUGAGAAGGGAGAAACAAUACAGGAGAUACUGCGAUGCCCAGAGUGACAGGAGCAACUACGGGAAGCAGUGGGAGGUCCUAACUCAGACGUUGACGGACCUCAUUCAUGAAGAAGAAGGAAUCCCGCAAACAACGAACGGGGAUUCUAACAAGAACUGCGAUAUUUCCGAUGGAAACUCAGAUGACAAAAUGUGUCAUCAAAUCAACGACAAGAUAGAGCCCCAAAGAGCCGAUACUGAUGAAGAAAAUGUGGGUUGA